Contarinia nasturtii (swede midge) is the source of this 1798-nucleotide messenger RNA. Its product is annotated as DNA-directed RNA polymerase II subunit RPB1-like. The record is from RefSeq and is a predicted model, not a curated record. The coding region runs from base 56 to 1741 and encodes 561 amino acids. The transcript has 8 exons. Lineage: Eukaryota; Metazoa; Arthropoda; Insecta; Diptera; Cecidomyiidae.
CAAUUCAAUCAGAGUACAACGGUUGCUUAUCGCAUUCAUAUCGUAUCUCGGCAAAAUGAAUACGAUGAAGACAAGUUUGGUUAUCUUUGCUCUUUUGAGCACACACUGUGCCUUUAUGGCAAAAGCUCAGUGUUCGGGAUCCGGUGGUUCAAGUUCGCCAUUCGCUCCGCAAGGGUCACCAUCACCCUUCCUUCCACAACCUAUGAUUUCUUAUCCAUCACCACCGUCGCCACCGUCACCACCACCAUGUACUCCUUCGGGCUCAUCGGGACAAUCAGGACCAUCACCGUUUGCACCUUCUCCAUAUCCUUCUCCAGCACAACAACAACCUCAGUACGCUCCAUAUCCAUCACAGCCAGCACUUGGUCCAUCACAACCAUCUUUUGGAUCUCCAAGCUUCGCACCAGCUGCCCAAUCACCUCAAUCUGACGGAUGCGGUUCAUCUUCACCUGCACAAAGUCCCUCAUUCGCACCAUCUGCACCUCAACCCGCCCCAGUAUUCUUACCAGCUGCCCAAUCUCCUCAAUCUAAUGGAUGCGGUUCAUCUUCGGGAUCGGGUUCUUCACCAUUUGGUCAAUCUGGCCAAUCUGGCCAAUCUGGCAUGGUAUUCCCACUCCCACCACCAUCAUACGCACCAGGACCAGCAGCAUCACAACCAUCAUUCGCACCAUCUGCACCUCAACCCGCCCCAGUAUUCUUACCAGCUGCCCAAUCUCCUCAAUCUGAUGGAUGCGGUUCAUCUUCCGGAUCGGGUUCUUCACCAUUUGGUCAAUCUUCGCCAGGCUUCUCAUCACCAUCACAAAGCCCAGCACCGGUUUUCUUGCCUAGCCCACAACAACAAGCACCAAGUUUCGCUCCCCCAAGCUAUGCACCACAACAACAGCAACCAAGCUAUGCCCCACAACAACAGCAACCAAGCUAUGCACCUCAAUCUUCACCAGCAAAUUAUGGUCCUCAACAAAGCUAUGGUCCACAAGCCGCUCAAAAACCAAAAAUCUUUAUCAACAAACAAGCACCAAUGGUCAUCAAUCGUAGACCACAAAGUUUUGUCGUCAAUGCUGGCGCUCCAGUUAUUAUUAAACCUGCACCUGUUGUCAUUCAACGACCAGCCCAAUCGGAAUACCGUCCAUAUAUUGAAACCGUUACAUCAGCACCGAUCAUUGUCAACAAGAAAAUCAUCAAAAUUGAACGGCCAGUUGUCAAGAAAUACUAUCAAGAAGCAUACUCAGAAACCGUUCCAAAUGAAUCCGGAAGCCAAUCAGUCCCUGUGCCAAUUAAUCCAUCAUCUCUUCCAAGCCAAUGCCAAGACUCAGGUAGCUCAUCGUUCGGUAGUGGUUCACCAUUUGGUUCAUCGCCAUCAUACGGUAGCCCGGCUCCAGCUCAGCCAAUGUUUGCUCAACCAGCACCUUCACCAGCUUUCGAUAGCAUGUCACCAAGCUACGGUUCGCCUUCGUAUGGCCCAUCUGCCCCAUCAUUUGGAUCUCCAUCAUACGGUUCAUACGGUUCAUCCGGUUCAGCUGCUCCAGCUUUUUCUGCUCCUUCAGCUCCUGUCUACUCGGCUCCUUCAUCACCUGCACAAACAAUUCAGGCUUCCGAUUGUGUUCCCCAAGAUAUAAACGCUCUUAUUGCUGGUGCUUCCCCAUCGGGAGCUGGAGCCUCAGGAGCUGAACAACCAAGCCAAGCCUUACCCGGACCAAGUGGCGGAAAUUCUGGAUCACCAGGUCUAUGCUAUUGCCCAUAGUCUGAAAUGUGUAUGAACGGCUUUUGAAUAAACGAAAAAUAAAAAUUAAAUAUCAAA